AUGUCCGAUGAAAAACACAAGUCUGAACUAACCUCACUUGUUGAAGAACUAAUGGCUGAUAUUGAUUCUAAACCACUACAACCCAAAAAUAAAAUCCUCCUCUACAGUCGGUAUGUUUUGUCGAAACUAUCGUGGCAUUUUACCGUUACUGGUCUAUCGAAAACCUGGGUCAUUGAAAAUAUUGAUUCCAACGUGAACAGUUAUAUUCGUAAAUGGCUUGAUAUACCUAUAUCCGGAACGCUGAGCACUGUCUUCCUAACCCGAAACAAAUUUGGUCUCAAUAUUUGCCCUCCAUCUAUAAAAUUCAUCCAAUGCCAAACUGUUCUCCGUAAAGCUCUAAAAAUAUCUCCAAACCUAUUAACGAACUUUGGAAGUCAACCAGUAACAGCAAAAAUAUCCAGUACAUCUAUCACUCGACCAAGCAAGUUCUUAAGGAUUUUCGCUCUGGACAAGAGGAUGGACUGCGUAACCAACUAA
Paramuricea clavata is the source of this 477-nucleotide messenger RNA. The record is from the annotation of a GenBank genome assembly. NCBI's taxonomy places the organism in Eukaryota, Metazoa, Cnidaria, Anthozoa, Malacalcyonacea, Plexauridae.